This is a messenger RNA of Penicillium canariense, 831 nucleotides long. RefSeq lists its product as uncharacterized. The coding region runs from base 1 to 831 and encodes 276 amino acids. NCBI's taxonomy places the organism in Eukaryota, Fungi, Ascomycota, Eurotiomycetes, Eurotiales, Aspergillaceae. The record is from RefSeq and is a predicted model, not a curated record. The transcript is spliced from 3 exons.
AUGAUGUCGAAGCUCAAGGAGUCCUUGGCCGGUCCAGGGUACGUGAUAUUGAACGCCAUCCGCGUCCUCAAUAUCAUCGUCUUCCUUGAUAUCAUUGCGUCCUGUGCCGUCAUGCUGGUCAAGAUCAACAUGCGCAACGGCUUCUUCUUCUUCCAAGCCGUCACGCAUGCAGUUGUCGCGCUGAUCAGCAUCGCUCUCAUCAUCUCCGAGCUCCCCUUCUUCCGAGGCUUUUUUAACCGCCGAUGGCCCAUGUUUGGCGAAGAUGCAGGCUUCAUUGCCCUGGCGGCAAUCAUGAUGAUCCUGGGUGUUGCCAUGCUGGGCAAUCUGAACACAGAGGCCAUGAGCCAGAAGACUCUUGGCCUAGCAUUCUGGAGAAUCGUCAUCUCCGCCGGCAUCCUGGCCAUGGUUAUGAGUGUCGUGAAUAUCCUCGCGACCUUCAUCUUCACCGACCGCAGCCGGGGUGUCAGCGCGCGCCACGUCCGACAGUACGGGGCUGUCGCUCCGCAAAAGGUGGUGAGUCGAGCCAGCAGCAGCCGGUCCUUCCAGCCCAGUCUGAAGCGUGAAGACUCCCUCCCAACAUACACGCCGCAACCAGCCUUCAAGCGGGCCACCAAGCGCUUCACAGCACGCUUCCCCAUCAAGAUCUCAAGCCCCAUGAAUCCCACCAGCAACGGCAAGAGUCUGAACGCGCCUCCCACAAACGAUGCCGCUUCGUCCAGGUACUCGCGGGACUCGGCGGGCGUCACGAUCCCGGACAUGGCACACCACCCGGCUAUCACGCCCCCAGACUUGACACACCACCCGGCUAUGUAUGGAUCCACACAGGUCUAA